Danio aesculapii is the source of this 1943-nucleotide messenger RNA. RefSeq names its product apelin receptor 2 (gene aplnr2). Gene Ontology annotation, molecular function: G protein-coupled receptor activity. NCBI's taxonomy places the organism in Eukaryota, Metazoa, Chordata, Actinopteri, Cypriniformes, Danionidae. The record is from RefSeq and is a predicted model, not a curated record. The coding region runs from base 365 to 1591 and encodes 408 amino acids. Gene Ontology annotation, cellular component: membrane. Gene Ontology annotation, biological process: G protein-coupled receptor signaling pathway; immune response. The transcript is spliced from 2 exons.
UAACAAGCAGAAGUUGUAGAGAAAGAUCAAGAGAAGAGCUUGGAUACAGAGUAACAUCAUUCAUUCAAAAAGAUCAUCUGGAAAAACAUAGGCGCUAAUUCCACAGACGAGAGAACUGGCCAUGAUUAACAACAGAAAUAAGAGAUAAACCCUUCACAAGAGCAGAAAUCAAAGAGGAUUGAGGAGGGAGGAGUCAGCACUUACUCCCAAACAGUGGAAACAAGAAAUCUGGGGAAGGACAAAGUUGCUUCCUUCCAUUUACGAAAAAGCAUUUCUUUAAAACCAAUCAAGCUUGUAACCUCAGUGGCUCCUGCUGAUGUCAUUAACAGACUCUCUGCACUAGGUGCAAGUGUGUGGCUGUCAGAUGUCUGGGUCUCUGCCUUUCCCCUCACCCUCUCCCUUCCCCUCAUGUGACUACACUGAAUGGUCUCCAACAUGGGUGCUGAUCCCGAGCGUGUACCUGCUGGUGUUUGUCGUGGGCUCUCUGGGUAACGGUUUGGUGUUGUGGGUCUACCUGGACCGCCAAGGGAGAGGGCGAGGGAGGAUAGGAAGUGGCUCCAAAUCUUCCCAGACUCUCGAUUCUCCUCCUUGUCCCUCUCCGACAUCUUCUCGAACAGUAACCGAGUCUUUAAUAAUCAGUCUAGCACUGGCUGACCUGGCCUUCGUCAUGACUCUGCCGUUAUGGGCUGCCUACACAGCACUGGGCUACCACUGGCCCUUUGGCCAAGCUCUGUGUCAGACGAGCAGUUACAUAGUGGCACUGAACAUGUAUGCAAGUGUGUUUUCUCUGACUGGGCUCAGCGUGGAGCGCUACUGCGUCAUCACACGACAGCGUGGCAACGGUUCAAAGCAGAGGACGUCAAGCGCCCGUGCCAGGUGGAUUGUGGGUAUUGUGUGGCUGGCAGCAGGAGUUCUAGCACUCCCUGCUUUACUUUUGCGGACAGUUAGAGAGCCAGAUCUGGAAUCAGGAGAUGAUGGUGACUGGCAGGCUGGACAAUCGUCCUCCUGCUUGUGUGAUAUGGACUAUUCUAGUUUAAUCUCGAGUGAUCUGGACCCAGCAGCGGCAGAGCAAGCAGAGCUUAUGUGGUCAGCAGCUUUGGGGUUAAAAUCAACCUUGCUUGGCUUCCUCUUACCCCUUGUAGUGCUCCUAGUAUGCUACGGCUGGCUGGGACGGCUUCUUUCCAAACACUUCAGCCUAGGCCUGCGCCCUGAUCAGAAACGCCAGCGCAGGCUCCUCCGCAUCAUCAUCACCCUUGUGCUGGCCUUCUUCCUCUGCUGGCUGCCCUUCCAUACUAACAAGACACUCUCCGCAAUGGUGGAGCUGGGUAUUCUCCCCUUCUCCUGCCGUUUCGACCAGUGGUUGGUGGCGGCGCAUCCGUACUCCAUCUGUUUGGGUUAUGUAAACAGCUGUUUGAACCCUCUGCUGUACGCAUGCUGUGACCCAGCGUUUCGGAAGCGCUGCAGUGGCCUGCUUUUGUGCCUAUGGGUCAAAUGUAAAGGUCAGAGGGCAGAAGAGGAGAAACAACAACAUCAAAGUUCGGCAAUACCAUCUGGGACACAUGAAGUGACAGUCAGUAAAGACGAGCAGUGAAGAGAGGUUCAUCUGGCACACUCAAUGGACCUUGCUGAGCUGGGACUGUUUGUGUGGAAAAUCCUUAAAGACGACUUAUUAAAUUCUGAUGACUUUUUCCAUUCAUCUGUGAGAUUUAGCAUGAACUUCACCCCCCUCAAGAAAACAAGAUGCCAGCAUUGUGUGGGAACUGAUAAACAGACCGGAUUCACAGAAAGUUUUCCCAUGACAUUAUGCCUGAAGAAUGAAGAGGAGCUGACAUGUUGUAGAAAAAAAAUGCUGGCUCACCGAUCUCAGUAUAAUGAUGCAAUUCAAACUGCAUAGCAUGGGCAUAUUGCUGAAUAACAACAAACAGAUACUGUUCUUUUUUUAC